Molecule: messenger RNA, 2481 nt
Organism: Ochotona princeps (American pika)
Lineage: Eukaryota; Metazoa; Chordata; Mammalia; Lagomorpha; Ochotonidae
Gene: KRT10
Product: keratin 10
Exons: 8
Cellular component (GO): keratin filament
Molecular function (GO): structural constituent of skin epidermis
Source: RefSeq, a predicted model, not a curated record
GAUGCCAAGUUGACAAAACGAAAACCAUCCAAGUAAGCAAACCCGAACACAGGGGGCCACGCCCUCUCAGUAUAUAAGGGCUUGUCCCUGUCCUCUGUAGCAAGCGCUCCCUGAGCUCGCAGCAUCACCAUGUCUGUCCGAUACAGCUCAAGCAAGCAAUACUCCUCUUCCCGGAGUGGAGGAGGGGGAGGAGGGUCAUCCCUUAGAAUUUCGAGCAGCAGAGGCUCUCUUGGGGGAGGCUUCAGUGGGGGCUCUUUUAGCCGUGGGAGCUCAAGUGGAGGCUGCUUUGGGGGCUCCUCCGGUGGCUACGGAGGAGGACUAGGAGGCGGCUAUGGCGGAGGUGGCUUCGGCGGAGGCUAUGGGAGCAGCAGCUUCGGUGGGGGCUAUGGCGGAGGCAGCUUCGGUGGCGGCAGCUUCGGCGGUGGCAGCUACGGCGGAGGUGGCUUCGGUGGAGGUGGCUUCGGUGGUGGUGGCUUCGGAGGUGGCUUUGGUGGUGGGUUUGGAGGAGAUGGUGGCCUCCUUUCCGGAAAUGAGAAAGUCACCAUGCAAAAUCUGAAUGACCGCCUGGCUUCCUACUUGGACAAAGUCCGGGCUCUGGAAGAAUCAAAUUAUGAGCUGGAGGGUAAAAUCAAGGAGUGGUACGAAAAGCAUGGCAACUCGAGCCAGCGGGAACCUCGCGACUACAGCAAAUACUACCAAACCAUUGAAGACCUGAAGAAUCAGAUCCUCAGCCUCACCACGGACAACGCCAACGUCCUGCUUCAGAUUGAUAAUGCCAGGCUGGCAGCCGAUGACUUCAGGAUGAAAUAUGAGAAUGAGGUGACCCUGCGCCAGAGCGUGGAGGCCGACAUCAACGGGUUGCGCCGGGUGCUGGAUGAGCUGACCCUGACCAAGGCCGACCUGGAGAUGCAGAUCGAGAGCUUAACUGAGGAGUUAGCCUACCUGAAGAAGAACCAUGAGGAGGAAAUGAAAGACCUUCAAAACGUGUCCACGGGUGACGUGAACGUGGAGAUGAACGCCGCUCCAGGCGUGGACCUGACUGAACUUCUGAACAACAUGAGAAGCCAAUACGAACAGCUUGCGGAGAAGAACCGCAAAGACGCGGAAGCCUGGUUCAAUGAGAAGAGCAGGGAACUGACCACAGAAAUCGACAGCAACAUUGAACAAAUGUCCAGCCAUAAAACAGAAAUUACUGAAUUGAGACGCACUGUCCAAGGUCUGGAAAUCGAACUGCAGUCCCAGCUGGCCCUGAAACAAUCCCUGGAAGCCUCCUUGGCGGAGACAGAAGGCCGCUACUGCGUGCAGCUCUCACAGAUCCAGGGCCAGAUCUCCUCCCUGGAGGAGCAACUGCAGCAGAUCCGGGCUGAGACCGAGUGCCAGAACGCCGAGUACCAGCAGCUGCUGGACAUCAAGAUCCGCCUAGAGAACGAAAUCCAAACCUACCGCAGCCUGCUGGAGGGAGAGGGCAGGUGAGUGGGGCGAGCAGCCCAGGGGACAGGAGGGCAGGGCUUGUCGAGCUCCGGAGGCGGAUCCUACGGCGGCGGGCGCGGCGGCAGCAGCUCCGGGGGCCACGGCGGCGGCUACGGGGGCGGCAGCAGCUCCGGGGGCCACGGCGGCGGCUACGGGGGCGGCAGCAGCUCCGGGGGCCACGGCGGCGGCUACGGGGGCGGCAGCAGCUCCGGGGGCCACGGCGGCGGCAGCUCCAGCGGCGGCCAGAGCGGAGGCGGAGGCGGAGGCUUCAAAUCCUCCUCCGGGGGGUCCGCUGGGGAGAGCUCCUCCUCGCCCAAGGGACCAAGGUCAGCAGAAACUAGCUGGGAUACUAAUAAAACCAGAGUGAUCAAGACAAUUAUUGAGGAAGUGACACCUGAUGGGAGAGUCCUUUCAUCCAUGGUUGAAUCAGAAACCAAGAAAUACUACUUUUAAGUUGCAUCUGUUGUGAAAGCCUCCCCUUGCACAGGCCAUUGCACACGGAUGUCCCGGCAGCAGAAUUCCCAGGACCGCACACCAGUCUGCACAGCCUGGACAGCAGGGUCACUCCUUGACAAUAAGAUGUCUGUGAGGUGCUUGGUGAUUUCUGUAUUUCUUCUUUCCCUUUACCAGAAAGUAUUCUUUAAUGAAAAAAAAAAAACUCCUGUUCUCACUCACUGAUGAAUUUCAAUAAACUUUCCUACUGAUGCAAACAAUCCAGAUUUGUCAGAAAUCACGUUUUCUUAACACGGUGGGUGGGUUCAGACCGAUCGUGGAUCUCAAAGCGUAUAAAAGUCUGUGACUACCCGACGUUCUUUUGAUACACUGUGUAUAGACAGGUCCCAGGUCUUGGCUGGAAAUCAUUUCAGUCCCGCAAGUUUGAAACAAAGGCAAAUACAUUUCUCCCAAGUUAAGCUGAUUGAAAAUUUCAAUAUCCAUCUGCCUCAUAAAAGAUCACCCGCAACAAAAUUAUCUGGUGUUUCUCAGGUGAUGCCCACAUGAGUAAAGGGGAGC